AUGGCAACGACAGGACACGGGUCUCCCACCGGAGUUGGUCAGGUUUCUUGUGAUGGGUCUCCCACCGGAAUCUCUCAGGCCGACUGUGACGGUGAGACAAUUAAUGCUAGAGACAAGACCGGUGCACAAGUCAACUUGGAUAACGCCGGUGAGAAACCCUACAUGUGUGGAAAGUUUGGGUACAGGACAGGUGACAGGUCCAGCUUAUCCCGACAUAUGAGGACCCACUCUGGUGAGAAACCCUACAUGUGUGGGGAGUGUGGGUACAGAACAGCUGAUAGAUCUGCCCUAUUACGACAUAUGAGGACCCAUACAGGAGAAAAACCCUACAGAUGUGACCAGUGCGACUUUUGUACUGCACACAAACGUGCCUUGGACCAACAUCUAGCAAAACACACUGGUGAAAAACCCUACAUGUGUGAGGAGUGUGGGUACAGGACAACUCAAAAGUCUGACUUAUCCAAACAUCUCAGAACACAUACAGGUGAGAAACCUUACAAGUGUGACCAGUGUGAUUAUUCUGCAGCAGUAAAAUGUACCUUAGAUGGACAUGUAGCAAAACACACUGGAGAAAAACCCUACAAGUGUGCCCAUUGUGACUAUUCUGCAGCACGUAAAAUCAGUUUGGACGGACAUCUAGCAAAACACACUGGUGAGAAACCCUUCAUAUGUGAGGAGUGUGGGUACAGGACAGCUAAAAAGUCUUACCUAUCUCUACAUAUGAGAACCCAUACAGGGGAAAAACCCUACAAGUGUGACCAGUGUGACUAUUCUGCAGCACGGAAAUCCAACUUGGACUAUCAUCUAGUAAAACACACCGGUGAAAAACCCUAUACGUGUGAGGAGUGUGGAUACAGGACAGCCCAAAAGUCUGACUUAUCAAAACAUAUGAGAACACAUACAGGAGAAAAGCCCUACAAAUGUGAUCAAUGUGACUAUUCUGCAGCACGGAAAUCCCACUUGGACGAUCAUCUAGCAAAACACACUGGUGACAAACCCUACAUGAAUGUGGAUAUAGGACAGCUGCAAAAUCCGACUUCUCUCGACAUGUGA
Branchiostoma belcheri (Belcher's lancelet) is the source of this 1053-nucleotide messenger RNA. Its product is annotated as gastrula zinc finger protein XlCGF8.2DB-like. Gene Ontology annotation, biological process: regulation of transcription by RNA polymerase II. The transcript has 3 exons. Lineage: Eukaryota; Metazoa; Chordata; Leptocardii; Amphioxiformes; Branchiostomatidae. Gene Ontology annotation, molecular function: RNA polymerase II transcription regulatory region sequence-specific DNA binding; DNA-binding transcription factor activity, RNA polymerase II-specific. The record is from RefSeq and is a predicted model, not a curated record. Gene Ontology annotation, cellular component: nucleus. The coding region runs from base 1 to 1053 and encodes 350 amino acids.